Cantharellus anzutake is the source of this 2019-nucleotide messenger RNA. RefSeq lists its product as uncharacterized. Bases 381 to 1877 code for a protein of 498 amino acids. The transcript is spliced from 3 exons. The record is from RefSeq and is a predicted model, not a curated record. Lineage: Eukaryota; Fungi; Basidiomycota; Agaricomycetes; Cantharellales; Hydnaceae.
ACUUGUGGACGAAGUUCCAUCUUUGACUUCAUGGAAAAGAGUAAAAUGCUGCGUGAUCAUCGCACACCGACAAAAUGAUUUCCCUUGGUAUGCGUCGGGCGAGUUUGUUGAAUCACCCGGCUUCACUCCCCAAAGGGUUAAUUGUUUCCUACAUAUAAUCCAGUUCAACCCUGCGGAGACCCCUUCCACCUGGGAUUGAUCAUUUUCCAAUACGUGAGUGUAUCACGGCCUUGAUAAAGUUACUAGUUCUUGGUGUGCUCCAUCAUUAAAAGUUAGCAGGACCGGGAGUACUCGACACCGCCCGCGAUCGAUUUCGGCAUUUCCCUGGGACCUUCAGACUUCCAAAGGAUUGUGCAAAUCAUAGCGCUGGUGAAGGUUCAAUGGCAUCAAUUCACGCCUUACCCGUAGAAAUUAUUUCACACAUUUUUGUUCUUAGCGUCCAAGCCCAUGACACGAACCCUCUUCAGCUCUCCCAUGUUGAUGGACGACUGCGUGGAAUUGCUCUCUCGACGAAUAUAUGGGAUGGGAUGUUCGUAUACCGGGAACCGCGUGAUUUGGGGUGGCUUUGUUCCUUGGCUGCAGCAACCACUGGAGCCAUUGACCUCAUCGUUGAAGUAUCGCGGGAGGCUUUGUUGACGAACGAGGCUGGCAAGGGUCUCCCCUCCGCUUUCAUGCGACCCAAUGCACAUCGCCUUCGGAAAUUGAAUAUUAUAAUGCGUUCGGAGGUCGACGAAUACACACAUCGUCCUAACGACGACGAGACGGUGUUUCUCUUCCUUUCCAUUUUCGCACUUUCACUCCCAAAUUUGUCCUCUUUCCAUAUCGACUUGGGUUUCACCACGUGGAUUCCCCAGUCGUUUGGAGGACCCACUUGCGAUUCACUGCGCAGUGUUGAGAUACAUCAUGCAUCCUUGGAACAACUGGGAUUCUGGGGGAAGGGGUUUCUUCUGGAGCGUCUCACUCUGGACGUUGACCCCUUCGGGUCUGGAUACGGAUCUUUGCAACAAAUCCUAUCGCUUCAGUCGACGCUGCAGGAACUGCGCCUUACACUACCCCGUACACUACCCCGACCUCACAACGUCACGGAGAUUCUGCAUUUCCCAAAACUGAAGUUUUUCUGCUUCACAGCAAUGUCCUACACCCUGUUAACAAUAUUAUCGAUGCCAGCACUCCAGUGUCUCCAUCUCAAGCCUUUUGACUUAGAUGGACUCAACCCCGAGGAUAUGCAAGAAAUAGCUGCUUUGCAAAACUUUUUGUCUUUGCACGCUUCGACACUCAAAACUUUGAAGCAUAUACCAAUCGACCCAAACUGUGCCAGUGGGUCCAUGGGAGUGACAAGGGCGGAGCUUCGGGCUGUGGAUUCGAAAGUGUAUACCCCCGUUAUUUUGCCCGUUCUUAGCAAAGCUGCACUUUUGGUCUACGGACAGUUUAGUUAUAGCUUUCACGUUAUGCAUUGUCCUAACCUUGAGGAGUUGAACAUUAAGGUUGUGGAUGAAGUUCCAUCGUUCUCUCUCUUUGACUUUGUGGAAAGGAGUGCAAACGCAUUACGAUCCUUGCAUAUCACUAGAUGGACCGCCGAGUGCUCUUGGAGACCAGAGUCGUCUAUUCUCUCCUUGCCUUCGAAAUAUCUUUGCAGGCUGCUUCACUUCCCACAGCUGCAGGACUUUGUUUCCCAAUCUGCUCGCGGCGAUGAAAUAUUUGGUUUUGUUGGAUCUGCUCCCAAUCUCCGAGAUGUGCAUUUGAGUGGGGAAACUUUCGAAGAACUUAAGUAUACAUCUGACCCAACGGUGUGUAUGAAAGUCCCCUUUUCUCUCGCUUUGUUGACUGUCUGGACGAUUUUUAGCACAGACUUGACCUCCCUAGUUUGGAGACAUUGACUCUUGCACAAUUCUCACAGCAUAUUUGCGGCCUAAUCGCCCGAUCCUUGACGACAUUUAUUCUAUUCUCCCUUGAUGCACGCGUGCGACGAAGGCGGGAAGACGACGACAGUUGGCAAUCUGGCAACGAUGGCAAGGAUGC